AUGGUGGCUGAUGAGUCCAUUUUUGGGGUGCUCUUAGAAAAUAAUGAAAUUAUUAGCUACACCCACGAGUUUGCAACUCCAAUUGCUCCAUCUGGGAUAUUUAAGGCUUUGGUUCUUAACUCAUACAAUCUUAUGCCGAAUAUUGUUCCUCAAGGCAUCAAGAACAACGAGUUCAUCAGAGGCGAUGGCAGCAUAGGACGCAUUAAGCUGACCAACUUUGCCAAAGUUGACAAUUCAGGCAGUCAUUUGAAGUACUUGAAGCACAAGAUUGAUGCCAUUGACCCUAAGAAUCAUGUGUGCAAGUAUACUUUGAUUGAGGCUGAUACAGUUUUUGACAAGAUUAAGUCAGUUGCUUAUGAGGUCAAGUUUGAAGCUUCAAGUGAUGAUGGAUGUGUUUACAAGAUGACUAAUGAGUAUCACUAUAAGGCAAGAUCCAGGAAAACAUCUCUCAUUUGGAACGGCCCCAAUCCGAGGGAAUGCCCAGUGUUGCUGAUAGAAGAGGCCAUGAAGGCCAUCAAGUCCAGGAGCCUUCGAAACCCCCAGCUGAAAGGUAGCCUGUUGAUAUUGCAAUUGAGAGAUUCGCUGAUGGCAAUUGCUAAACCGUGCCUUGCUCUAGCUAGUUAA
Molecule: messenger RNA, 624 nt
Organism: Eucalyptus grandis
Lineage: Eukaryota; Viridiplantae; Streptophyta; Magnoliopsida; Myrtales; Myrtaceae
Product: pathogenesis-related protein STH-2-like
Exons: 6
Coding region: 1-624 (207 amino acids)
Biological process (GO): abscisic acid-activated signaling pathway; defense response
Cellular component (GO): cytoplasm; nucleus
Molecular function (GO): abscisic acid binding; signaling receptor activity; protein phosphatase inhibitor activity
Source: RefSeq, a predicted model, not a curated record